Coregonus clupeaformis (lake whitefish) is the source of this 4073-nucleotide messenger RNA. RefSeq names its product SH2 domain-containing protein 3C-like. Gene Ontology annotation, molecular function: guanyl-nucleotide exchange factor activity; phosphotyrosine residue binding. Bases 102 to 2867 code for a protein of 921 amino acids. The transcript is spliced from 12 exons. The record is from RefSeq and is a predicted model, not a curated record. NCBI's taxonomy places the organism in Eukaryota, Metazoa, Chordata, Actinopteri, Salmoniformes, Salmonidae. Gene Ontology annotation, biological process: small GTPase-mediated signal transduction; positive regulation of peptidyl-serine phosphorylation.
UCUGUUCAAGAAGUGUAUCAGAGUUGUCCUCAUAUAGACUGUCUAAGAACAAGGAUGAUAAUAGGAACUGUAUCCUUACACCUCUAAACCUAUCCCAAACCAUGAGCAAACGAAAACUGAGUCUCAAGUGGUUUGAAAGUCUGUCCAAUCUCUCCAUCCGUCGUUCAUCAGACAAGACAGACCCCAAGAUAACCUCAAAGCCUGAUGGGAGCCGCAGUGACACAACUUUGGGGGCCAACUCAGUUGAUGACAUGGAUACCAGCCUCCACAGUCCAGGCUAUGCUCGCUCCAGUGACAUGUACACACACGUAGGUACCGUGCCUCGAAAGGAGAGGCAGAAAAGCAGCAAGGGGUCAAAUAAAAAAAGGAGUAGCAAAGGUGAGAUCAGUAGAGGGCAGAGCCAGUGUCAAGCUGGGGACUAUGUACAAGAUUCUCCUCUUCUGAGUGCCCUGUCUAGUGCCCAUCUUUUUUCUUUAGAGAAACCAUUGCCUGGUGGCCUUACAGGGAAAACACUGCCAGUGGUUCAGGCCCCCACCCACUCUCCCUCAUCCAGCUGUGACACAGAUACACUGCCAUCCCGUAAAGGCUCAUAUGAGGUACCCAAGACCUCAGCACUUAAUAAACCCUCAGGAAAUCAAGAUCCACCAUUGACAAGUGAGGACCACUCAGGGGUCAAUGCAGCCAGGACCAGGACCAAUCCUUGUGUGCCUGACCCUGCCACUAUGCCUUCCUCCCAGAGCACUCAGUACUACUCUGGCCCAGUGUCACCCACAGCGCUUACCAAGGACUUGUAUGAGGUGAUGGACCCUAUUGUAGAGGUGGUCCACAGAGAUACAGAGGAGAAGACACAGGAUGAUGAAAGCAGGACUCUGGGAGAUUCACAGGGGAUGGAGACAUUUGACUGCCAAUUGGAUCCCAUUGAUAGCAAAUGCGAAUAUGUGAAGUUCUCCAAGGAGAGGUUCUGGUUGGACGUCCCAUCUGAGAAGCUGCGCAGAGAGCUGGAGGAGGAGCUGAAACUCAGCAGCAGCAACCUGCUGAGCCACGGCUGGUACCAUGGACACAUCCCCUGGGAGGUGUCAGAGACUCUGGUGUUGCACCAUGGUGACUUCCUCAUCCGAGACUCUCUCUCCAGCCUGGAAGACUAUGUGCUGACCAGCCGCUGGAACCACAACACCCUGCACUUCCUAAUAAGCAAGGUCCUGCUUCAGACCAGUGAGACCUACACCCGGGUCCAGUACACCCUGGAGGGAGAGGCCUUCGACUCCGUGCCUGCUUUGGUUCACUUCUACGUGGGGAACAGGAUGGUUUUGACUCAUCAGAGUGGGGCUCAGAUCCACAGUCCCGUUAAUCGUACAUUACCACUACACUACUUGGAGGCAGCCUUCACUCUGGCCAACCACAAGGGCUAUCUGAACUCUCCCUCCUGUCAGAAAGAGGCUCUGGUCAAGAGCCGGAGUGGGAAUGUGAUGGACAAGAUCUGCCCGCUGAGCCCUUCUACUGUUCACCACAGGGAGGCAGUCAGGAGCUGUAGCUUCAACUUGGAUCAGAUUGAGAAAAUCCAUCAGCCCUCUUCACCUAUUGGAGAGAACCCACUCCCUUCACCAAUCAUCAACCAGCAGCCCAGGAGUCCACAUGUCAUCAGAGUGCCAGGGGUGGCUCCCUCUCCAUCUGUCUCCAGACGCUCCAGCAGCAGGACCCAACCCUUUCCUUCACCCUCCCCCAACAACAACACAAAACAGACCACCAGAGUCCAGGCCUCCCCAACCCACAUAUAUCUGAUUCCAGACACAGAUAGCAGCUACAGCCAGCUCUGUCCUGCCACCCCACCAGCUCAGAGUUAUGUGAAGCGGCUGUGUGCGGAAGAGGAGGGUCUGAGUGUUGUAGACCCUGUGAAGGAGGAGAAUGUGUAUGAGGUCCCUAUAGUGGAAACAGCCUCUGCCUUCCGGCCUAGUAGGUACCAGUCCCCACUGAUGCCCAAGGAGAACAGGCCCCUGGAGGUGGGGGUGCUGAGGAGGGUCAAGGAGCUGCUAGCCCAGGUGGAUGCCAAGACAGCGGCUAAACACAUCACCAAGGCUGACUGCAUGGUCGCCAGGAUAUUGAACGUGACUCCGGAGAUGCAGAGGAAGAUGGGUGUAAGUUCUGGGAUGGAGCUACUGACCCUCCCACACGGUCACCAACUCCGUCUGGACCUGCUGGAAAGGUUCCAGACCAUGUCCAUCAUGCUAGCUGUGGAUGUGCUGGGUUGUACUGGCAGCACUGAGGAGAGAGCUUCCCUGCUGCACAAAACCAUCCAAAUGGCUGCUGAGCUCAAGAGCAACCUGGGCAACAUGUUUGGCUUCGCCGCAAUCAUGAGAACCUUAGAGCUGCCACAGAUCUCCCGUCUGGAGCAGACGUGGAUGGUGUUACGCCAGCGACACACAGAGGGCGCUAUCCUCUAUGAGAAAACCUUGAAGCCUUUCAUGAAGCGCAUGAAUGAUGGGAAAGAGAGCUGUGCAUUAUCCAACACAUCUUUCCCCCACGUGGUGCCCCUCCUGUCCCUCCUGGAGAAGAGUGUGGCGGUGGCAGAUGGGGCAGAGCCGUGGGAGACGGUGGAAGCGGGGAUGGAUGUGGUGAUAAGUCAUCUGGCGGUGGCACGUACCAUGGCACAACUGGGGGGCAACUACUGCUCCAACGCAGAGAACAAACUACAGGGGUUCCAGGAGCAAGCUGAGGUUCUAGAACUCUUCCUCACAGAGUUCCAGAUGAGGUUGCUGUGGGGGAGUCGGGGGGCGGUGGAGAACCAGGCAGAGCGAUACACCAAGUUUGACCAGGUGUUGACUGCUCUGUCCAACAAACUGGAGCCCCCCAUUCAGCACAGUGACCUUUAACCCCAACCCUCAUUGGACUUGAAUGGGUCUUUAUCUUGCCUUUGUCUCUUGAAAUGAGAAGCAACUCCAGUCACGUACUCAGUUUCAACUGACAUGGCUGUACCAGGAAGACUGAGUCAGGACAUUUUAUUUUUCUUUAUGGUUCUCUUAAGAAGCGCUAUGAGAUGGCUUAAGUUCAUGGUUCUGUGUAAUAAGGUAGGCUACUGAUGCUGCUUUAUCAUUUCACAUAAAAAUGUGCUUCAUUACACAGACUUGUGCUGUGAAAUAGUAAACAGAGAAUCAUGCUCUGUUUGCAUAUGGCCUGUCCAAGGUUGUUGCUGCUCCUUUCAAUAUAAAAUACCACCGUUAUAGAAAUGCUUAUGAGAAAAUAAUAUGAAGUAGAUUUGGUCAUGUCUUUGCCAGUAUCAAUAAAUGUUGCUCUUGUAUGUUAUAAUAAGCCUGCUUAUGAAGGCUGCGCCUUACUUAUGAGACUAACUAGCUUAUAACAAGAAGGAAAUUGUGUUCUUUGCUCAGUAGCACUAAGUGGGAAUUGUAUUUGUUACAUUAAUCAUGGUACACAGAGAGUGCAAAGAGUGCAUUCAGUCAGGUAAUAUUCAUGGUCAAUCAAGACUUGCAUUUCAAAACCUAUUUAGCACAUCAUAGUAAACUCUGUCGUGUGUACAUUAACUUAUACUCUAACAUUACUUACAUUAAACAGAACAUUUACUUGCUUAUAACUUAUUAUAAGUCAAUAUGUUUGUAAGAUAUGUAGGGAAAGUGUUAAAAUGAAUAAUGCCACUAGUUGUCCUAGUUCUGUGAUCAGUGAUGAGAGACAAGAAAACCAACCACUACUGCUCAAUCAUGUAUGAUACUGUAUACAUCACUAUGCAAUACAUAUUUACUUAUGGUGCUAUUCACAAAAAUGUGUCUUUAACUUAUGUUUAGCAUUAGUGUAUUUGAUCAUUAAUUCGAUCAAGCUGCCAUUACAUCAGAACAUGCUUUGAUAGGGUCAGUUAUCAAAAAAAUGCACUGAUCUUAGAUCCAAAGGUGCAAAUUAUUUAAUGAUAUGUUUGUAAUCCAAGCCUAUUUGUCCAUGUAUUCAAUGUAAAUGUAAUGGAUAUAUUGACUGACCUGACCAUAUGAUAAACCCUCAUUCUAUAUAGGUGCUAUAAAACAGAUAUACACAGAAAUGUUGUAAUAUAAUUGAAUAAAAAUCAUUUAUUGGUG